Arabis nemorensis is the source of this 1185-nucleotide messenger RNA. Lineage: Eukaryota; Viridiplantae; Streptophyta; Magnoliopsida; Brassicales; Brassicaceae. The record is from the annotation of a GenBank genome assembly.
AUGUCGGGUAAGCAGAUCGGCGGAGACGGAUGUUUACCGGCAAAUCUCGCCGGAAUGACUAAGAGUCAGCUCUACGAUAUUAUGUCUCAAAUGAAGGCGCUGAUUGAUCAAAACCACCAACAAGCGAGAGAGAUUCUGAUUCGUAACCCUCUUUUGACGAAGGCUCUUUUCCAGGCACAAAUCAUGCUCGGAAUGGUUCAGCCUCCACAAGUGAUUCCGAAAGUUGAGCCACAAGUCGUGCAACAACCUCAACAAUCCAUCCCGCCGAAGCCAAACGUUCAAGCUUAUAUGUCUUCUGUUCAAGGCGGAGGUGGCUUACAAGAGCCAGCAGCUACAAUGCAGCCACAAGCCCCGAUUAGAAAACACCCAACGCCACAACCAAUGCCUAUCCUUCCACCUCCGCCUCCUGUUUCUGCAAUCAAUAAUGCUCCAUCGAAGCCUCGUUUUUCACAUCCCCAGCGUCAAGGACAUUUGAAUCCUGCUGUCACUUCUUUGUCUCAUCCACAGUCUUCUCAAGUUCAAACCGCGCCUCCUCCGGUUUCCCUUCAUCAGACAUCCCAACAACCUCCUUUUCAUCAUCUUGAUAUACCAGCUUCCUCGACUCAGGUGCAACAACAACCAAUGCACUCGGGUGGAGGUCCUCAUAUGGCUCAACAACAGCCUAGACCAUAUCAUCAUCAAUAUGGACCAUCCCAGACUGGUCCAAGCCCUGGGUUUCAGCACCAUAGUGCACCUCCUCAGCAUCUUUCUCAACCCAUGUUUCAUCCAAGCAACAGACCCCCUGCUUCUGGUGGACCUCAGUUCACGCAGGGUCAGCCACCUUACCAGAUAAUAAAUAAUCUAAAUGGAAAUUGUGCAUUGUUUCAGGGAGGAGGUCAAUUUCGUGGAGACUACACCAAUAAUCAAUUAGGAGGCCCGAUGGCUGCAGACAGAGGAGGUCCUUCUUGGAUGGCUGGCCAAUCAGAGAGCUCAAAUAUUACUCAUCUCCCAGGGUUAGGACCGGUUCCUCCACCAAGCCAAGUUGGCCCUGGAGGUGGCCCACCAGCUCGCCCUGCACCGAUAUCUGCAGAGAUGGAGAAGGCAUUGCUUCAACAGGUGAUGAGCUUGACCCAAGAACAGAUCAAUCUGCUGCCACCGGAACAGAGAAAUCAAGUCUUUCAGCUUCAACAAAUUCUCCGGCAGUGA